AUGGGGAGCGACACGCGUAAGAGACAGUCGCGUCGUGACGAAGCCAUUCGGAGACGCAUUGAGACAGAGCUGAGCCGCAAGUCCGGCAAGCCCGGCACGCCUCAGCAGAACCGCCGCCGGAACCCCAUGCAGGCGGGUACCGUGUCGGCCCUGCGCCCCCUGCCCGCACUCACCGUUCCCCAGUCUAUGAGCAUCACUGACGCAAGUCAGCUGUGCGCAGCCAAGCGUACAGACUGCGUCCUGGUCGUCGACGACGACGAACACCUGGCCGGCAUCUUUACCGCCAAGGACUUGGCGUUCCGUGUAUGUGUAUAA
Malassezia sympodialis ATCC 42132 is the source of this 315-nucleotide messenger RNA. RefSeq lists its product as uncharacterized. The coding region runs from base 1 to 315 and encodes 104 amino acids. The record is from RefSeq and is a predicted model, not a curated record. The transcript is spliced from 2 exons. Lineage: Eukaryota; Fungi; Basidiomycota; Malasseziomycetes; Malasseziales; Malasseziaceae.